CUGCCGUGGGGCCUGAGGGAAAGAGAGUUGUGCGGUAUCCGGUCAGAGUGGAGGGGGGGAGCCAUGGCCAAGUACAAGGGUCCGGUGAAGUUCGACGAGGUGGCGGUGGUCUUCUCGGAGGACGAAUGGAACCUGUUAACGGAUCAGCAGCGCGGGCUCUACAUGGAAGUGAUGAAGGAGAACUACGAGCACCUAAUCUAUCUAGGCUUUGAAGUUCCUGUUAUCUUAUCCUUGCUGCAGGAUGGAGGAGGGAUCGGCAGCGAUACAGUCACCCAAUCAAAAUCCCAGCAAGUGGCCGGAGCUGAGGAGUCUAAAUCCAGCGUUACGUUAGAAGGACCCAUCCCUGAAACCCUUCCCUCAAACCUAAAGAGCAAAGAUCCGGGAGGUAAGAAGAAGCCGGCCAAGAGCGUCCAUUGGAAAGAUGAAGAAAUGGAUACAAACGGGAGUGGCUAUAGCCACGAUGAAAACCACGACGAGCAGUUGCCUAGCAGUCCUAAUGGGAGGAGCCUACGGAAGCGCAAGCAGUACUUUUGCCACGACUGUGAGAAAUGUUUCAAGCACAGCUCUGCGCUGGAAGCCCACCGCAGGGUCCAUAGCGGAGAUAAGCCGCAUCAGUGCGACAUCUGCAAAGAGACCUUCAGCUACAAGUCUGCGCUUAUUGUGCACCGCCGGCUCCAUUCCCAAGCGUCAACAAGCAAAUCCCAAGAGGAAGAAAACCAGAAGCCGGCCGAGACUGCACCCGUCGUCGUAAAACCCCCUUCACCAGUAAACACUACACUUGAAAACCCCCCUGUAAGUCCAACAGCCCCAGCUGUGAGCGCCAGCGCUCCCGUUGUCAAUACACAGGUAGUCAACUCCAACAGCACAGUGGUCAACUCAUACGGGGAAAAACCUCACAAAUGCAACUACUGUGACAAAAGGUUUAACGACUUAUCCAUCCUGGAAGCGCACCACCGCAUCCACACGGGGAAGCUGGCCUACCCGUGCACCAUGUGCGAUCAGAGUUUUUCCAAGCCGUCGCUGCUCGCCGCCCACAACAACACCCACAAGGAAGGCAAGCCCUACCAGUGCGACCAGUGCGACAAGAACUUCAACGACCAGUCGCUGCUCGUGGCGCACAAAAGAACUCAUACCGGCGAGAAACCGCAUAAAUGCAGCCACUGCAACAAAUGGUUCCCCAACCGAACCACCUUGAUCGCCCACGAGGAGUGCCACUUGAAACCCAAGCCCUACAAGUGCAAGCACUGCGAGAAGAGCUUCAACGAUAAGUCGCUGCUGGUCACCCACGAAGGCGUCCACACCGACACCAAGCCGUUCAAAUGCAACCAGUGCCCCGAAAGCUUCUUCUUAAAGACUCAGUUGAUGGUUCACCAAGCGACCCACGCGCCGGAGAAGCCCUUCCCCUGCAGCCAAUGUGAGAGGAGCUUCAACAAGAAAGAGACUUUGCUAGCACACAUCCGGGUUCAUAACCUACAGAACGUUCAAACACAGAAGCCUCACAGGCAGUGAGGGGGGUCGUGGAAACGCUCCGGGCCAGGAUACAGCUGCGGUUUUGCCCCUCUGAGCAUUCUGCUUGUAAAUUGGAACCUGUUACCAUAGACACUCUGUCUAAAUGUAUAAUGCUGGACCAUUACAGGGGGUAUGUGUAUAAAUUCAGGAUAUUUUUUAAUUUGUUACAUUUCAUGUUCCCCUAGCCCAAGCUGAAACGAUUGCCCUCGAAAAGCCCAAAUCUAUGGUGGGAGCCAUAUUUGUAAAUUGCAUGUCUUAAAUAAGCAGCGGCUUCCUUGACUUCUCCCCCUGAUCCAAGACUACCGGCGACUUAAAGAGACGCGUUUUGUGGCACAGCGGAGGAGGACGCUUGUGUUAUUGCCAACUCCACCCAUUAGUACAGUGUGGGAGUGGCUUAUUGAAACGGCACGGUGUCACUCCUGCAGUGCAUAAGACUGUCUUUUUAGUGCAGUAUAUACAGCUCCUGUAUGGAAAUAUUUCACAUAUACGUGUCUCCUAACUAGACACCUAAAUACAGUGAUUUAAUUGCUACAUCUGGUUUUUUGGACUUUGCCUUUAUUAUGGUCCAUAAGCAAAACAAUCUUAUUCGUUCUUUUUUUUUCUGGGCGUUGCUGGCAGAAUACAUUGAAUAUACUCAAUGUCAGUUAAUUGAUCGUGCUCAGUAGGUCUUGGCUGUGGAAGAUUGCCGAAGUCUUGGCGGCGGUAUAUUGGCACAGGUGCAGCAGUGAGCUUCUGUUUGUGGCCUUCCUGUUGUUGUUGAACUGCAGUCAGGGUUGGACUGGGGGGUGACGGGCCACCCAGCACCCCCCUAAGGUACCACUGCCCGGCGCCCAGACCCUGACUGCAAUGGCUAGUAUUUAGGAAUGCUGGGAGGAGUUGCCGUUCGGAGAGCCACAGCUUGGGUGUAGCUGCUGUACAAUUGGACGUUCUUUAUAGCCGCAACUGCCCGGCUUCUUCUUCACCCAUAGCCAUCUUUUCCAUGGUCUCCCACCUAUUGCAUUCAUCAUGGCUGCUCAGAAGAUACUGAUUACUUGUCUUAGCCUUCUGUGAAUCUCCAUCUACACUUGGGACCCCCCCGAAAUUGGAAAUGCACCUUUAAAUAAAUUGUAGUCUUUUGCA
Molecule: messenger RNA, 2628 nt
Organism: Xenopus tropicalis (tropical clawed frog)
Lineage: Eukaryota; Metazoa; Chordata; Amphibia; Anura; Pipidae
Gene: znf250
Product: zinc finger protein 250
Biological process (GO): positive regulation of transcription by RNA polymerase II; regulation of DNA-templated transcription
Cellular component (GO): nucleus
Source: RefSeq, marked provisional